This is a messenger RNA of Pyrgilauda ruficollis (rufous-necked snowfinch), 2522 nucleotides long. It is a transcript of the gene MDM4, whose product is annotated as MDM4 regulator of p53. Gene Ontology annotation, biological process: protein ubiquitination; regulation of cell cycle; negative regulation of apoptotic process. NCBI's taxonomy places the organism in Eukaryota, Metazoa, Chordata, Aves, Passeriformes, Passeridae. The record is from RefSeq and is a predicted model, not a curated record. The transcript is spliced from 11 exons. Gene Ontology annotation, cellular component: nucleus. The coding region runs from base 162 to 1574 and encodes 470 amino acids. Gene Ontology annotation, molecular function: ubiquitin-protein transferase activity.
CCGCCAUGUUGGCCGUGAGGGGAAGCGGCGGCCCGGACCCCGCUAAAAUGGAGGCGCGGAGCCCUCAGGGGGUGUAGGGGCUCCUUCCCCUCCCCGACCCCCUGCCCGGAGCCCAUGGAGCGGCUGUAGGGUCGGUGUUUGAGCAGCUCCUCACUGCCAGGAUGAGCUUCCCAAAUUCCACCCAACCUCCAGGAGCUGGGAAUUCCUGCAGGAUCACCCUGGGCCAAGCCAAUCAGGUGGUUCCCAAGCUGCCCCUGCUGAGGAUCCUGCAGGCUGCGGGUGCCCAGGGCGACUCCUUCACGCUCAAAGAGGUGAUGCAUUUCCUGGGCCAGUACAUCAUGGCCCGGCAGCUCUACGACAAGAGGCAGCAGCACCUGGUGCACUGCGGGGGAGAUCAGCUGGGAGAGCUGCUGGGACUGCAGAGCUUCUCUGUCAAGGACCCCAGCCCCGUGUACGAGAUGCUGAAGAGGAACCUGAGCCCUGCUGCCCUCCCAGAUGCUGCACAGACUCUCCCAAAGGAGCAGAGCGUCGCUAAGCCCAGCCCAGACCAGCUGCAGCUCAGCCAGGAGGAAGGAUCUGACUCUGGGAUCCUGGAGGGUGACAGCAAAACCUCAGCUCCUGCUACCUCAGAGUCCAAAUGUGACACUUGUGAAGACAGUGAUUUGAUAGAAAACCUCUCCAAAAGCAAAAAGCCCAAGCUGGACCUGGUUUUUGAGGAAUGGGAUGUGGCCGGGCUGCCGUGGUGGUUUUUAGGGAAUCUCAGAAGCAAUUACAAAUCCAGGAGUAACGGAUCCACGGAUAUUCAGACUAACCAGGACAUUGACACUGCCAUAGUUUCAGACACCACUGAUGACCUGUGGUUCCUCAACGAGUGCCCCCUGGACCAGAGCACUGCUGGGCUCAAGGUGGAAGUGCUGGACUGUGAGGAGGUCACAGAAGGUGACACCAAGGUGCCUGAGGAUGUGUGCUUGGAUGAGCUGGAGGAUUCCCAGUGCCUGAGUGAUGACACGGACACAGAGGCUGCUUCUGAGGAUUGCUGGCAAUGCUCCAAGUGCAGGAAAUUCAACUCUCCAGGCAAAAGGUACUGCUUCCGCUGCUGGGCCCUGCGCAAGGACUGGUACCGGGACUGCCCCAAACUGCCCCACUCCCUGUCCCUUUCCAACAUCAAUUCCAUGGAAAAUCAGGAGCAGGAUGAAGGGACUGACGUCCCAGACUGCAGGAGGACAAUCUCAGCCCCGGCUGGCCAACCCAGACAUCUUUUCCUGGGAGAAAACAAGCCCCACGUGGAUCCCAGCAGCUCCAUCGAGUCCUUGGAUUUGGCGCGGGAGGGGAAAAAUCGGGAUUUUGCCAAGCUGAAGAAAGAGGAGGAGAUGGAAUCUUUGGAGAGCAUCAAAACCCUGCUGAAUCCCUGCUUCCUGUGCCAGCACAGGCCUCGGGAUGGGAAUAUUGUCCACGGAAGGACUGCUCACCUGGUGGCCUGCUUCAGGUGUGCCAGGAUGCUGAAGAAGAAGAGAUCGCCGUGUCCCGUGUGCAGGAAGGAGAUCAAGAUGGUCAUCAGGAUCUUCAUGGGGUAGGGAGGCUUUCUGCCUCUAAAGUAAACCCAAAAUCUGGAUUUUUGCACUCAAACCUCUAUUACAGUGUGUGCAGGAGGGAGAUCACGAUGGUCAUCAGGAUCUUCAUAAAAUAACCCCAAAAUUUGGAUUUUUGCACUCAAACUCCCAUUAUGGUGUGUGCAGGGAGGAGAUCACGAUGGUCAUCAGGAUCUUCAUGGGGUAGCAGGACCUUCUAAUCCUAAAAUAAUCCCAAAAAGAGGAUUUCUGCACUCAAAUCCCAAUUUCAGUGUGUGCAGGAAGGAGAUCAGGAUGGCCCUCGGGAUCUUCAUGGCCUAGCAGGACCUUCUGCUAAAAUAACCCCAAAAAUAGGUUUUUUUGCACAAAAACCCCAGUUCCAGAGCUCGGUCUGGAGGAUCAAGAUGGUCAUCGGGAUCUUUAUGGGAUAGCAGGACCUUCUGCCCCUAAAAUAACCCCCAAAUGAAGAUUUUUGCACUCAAACCCCAAUUCCAGAGCUCAGCCAGUGAAACCAAAGAGUACCAAGAUUUAACUCCCACCAAGAAUCCUCUACAGAAUCCACUUUUCCAUGGAAAUCACCUCGAGAUCAAAACCCAGCUUGGAAAUUUUCCCAAUUUCCCAUCUUCAACCCGAUUUUAUCCCUUGGGAUUCUUUCUCCUGACCAAGAACAGCACAUUUGGGAAAAAUUGAAACCUGUGGUUUUUUUCCAUAAAUCCUGACUUGUGCAAUUCCUUUGGAGCCGAGAGUUAAAAACAGAAAUAAAUAUUUAUGGUUGGAGGGCAGGGGAUUUGUUUUGGAGAGAAGAAAAAGAACUUUAUUCCUAAUUGUUUUAUUGUUUAAGGUCGGCAGGGUGAAGAAUUCCUUGCUCGCAGAUGGGAAAUAAAUCCAAGUUUUUAAUCCACACCUCUCAGGUCACAAAUGAGAUGGAAAAAUAAUAAUAGUGUUAUAUUUUUC